Paramecium sonneborni is the source of this 2995-nucleotide messenger RNA. The record is from the annotation of a GenBank genome assembly. NCBI's taxonomy places the organism in Eukaryota, Ciliophora, Oligohymenophorea, Peniculida, Parameciidae.
AUGAACCAUUCUAUAGAGUAUUAUAAUAAAUAAUAGCAAAAGUUAUAUGAAUAUAUGGUUAAUUUAACUUAAAAUGUGACUGGAGUUGAGAAAAUAGUAAGUUUAAUAUGUAAUAAAAGUUUACAGAUUUAAUAAGAUGUUUGCAUGGAUUUAGUUAGGAAAUUAAAAUUGUGGGUGAAAAAUUUCAUAAUCAAAUUAGUUAUGGGAAUGAACCUGAUAUUUUAGUUUGUUUAUAUUCAUAAGUGAGUAAUUACUUAUUAAGAUUAUCACAAAAUUGGGAAUCAAUAACUCAUAAAAUAAAAAGUGAAAUAGCUGAGCCAUAUACUUAAUUUGUAUUAAAUUUUAGAUAGACAAAUAGAAAUUUGAAUGCUGAAUCAAAAAAGUAAGUGACAGAUGUUUUGGAAAUUAGAAAAGAAAUGUGUAAAGCAUAAGAUGAAUAUUGGAAAAUAAUGAAGCAAUUUGAAUAAAAAAAUUAACAAGCAUAAGAAAUGAUAGAUUUAAUAGAGAAAAAGAGCGCUACAAAAGAGGAUUUUUAGAAAUAAUUUUAAAAUUCUUUAAAAUUGAAGGAAUUAGCUGAUGAAUCAGAAAAAGAUUAUAAAAAAUUGAUAGCAAUAACUAAUGAAAAAUGGAUACUAUUUCAUUAAGAAUGGGAUAAUAUCUUUGCAAAUGUUGGUUUGAAUGAAUAGAGUAGGUAUUCAAUUUAUAUAUUAUAUAGAAUUAUGUUUACAAAACAGACAGUUAGUUCAUUAUUGAAAUUAUUGCCUUUUGAUUAGGAUUUAUCUUAAUUGGAAGAAAAGAUAACAGAUUUGGAAAUAAAAUUAAAAGAAGAUCCAAAGAUACCAAUACUUAAAUUGAUAGAAAAAAAAAUGGAAAUCAAAGAUAAUAAGCAUUAAGUAAUAUAUAAUUAGUAUUUAAGUUCUAAUUGGAAGAAUUCAUUAGUUAUGAAUAGUGGAAGAAGAUUAAUAUAAAUUUAGAACAUAAUAAUACAAUUUAAUAAAUCUAAAAUUAAUGGUAAAUUGUAGGAGACAGAAUAUUAGAUGAUGAGAAAAAAGUAGUAGACUAGUAUCUUAUUACAUUAUUCAACAUUGAUACUUCUGAUAAAAGUGAAUUACUGAUUAAAAUUAAGUAAAUUUUAUAGAAGUAAGCAGGAAGAAAUUAUUUUAUUAAUUAAUUAAUUAAAUUACAUUCUAAAUCGAUUGAUCAAAAAUAAUCAUGUAAUUGAUUAAAAUAAAUUAGCAUUUUAUUUAACUUUAUCAAAUGAGUAAUUUUAGGAGUUUACAUAAUUGAUAAGAUAUUGGUUAAAUUAUAUAGAUUUGAAUGAUAUUUAUGAAUAAGAAGAAAUUUAUGAUUUAUUAUUAAAAUCAAUAAGAAUAAUACGUAAGGAUGGAAAGGAGAGAAUAAAUCUUGCAUCUUAAUUAUCAGAUAUAACACUUUGGAAGAAUAUAGAUAAAUGGAUUUUACUAUUUUAAUAUAUUAAAGCAAAGAAAGUAGAUGAAAAACGAAAAUAAGUUGAAUUAUUAAAAUAACAAAAUUAAAAUAAUAGAGUUUAUAAAGGUUUUAAAAUAAUUGGUUCAAUUUUCAAAAAUUAAAAUACAGCUAACUAAUCUUAAUUUGAGUUAAAUGAAAGUGAAAUAUGUUAUAUGAUAAUGGAGGAAAUUAACUUAUUUUUAACUUCAUUAAAAUUGUCAUCAGAUUUAACAACUGAAAUCAUAAUACAAAUAGCAUUUUAACAAUCGAGUUUUGAUAAAGAGCAUGUUAAAAAAUUAUUGGAGAAGUAAGAAGAUCUUCAUAAUACCUAAUGGAAGAAAUUAUUUAAAUCAGGAAAAAUUGUAUUGACAUAUAAAUCUGAAAAGUAUGAAAGAAAAAAUAUGUAUGAAUAUUCAAAUAAAGUUAUUAAAGCAUGUGGUGCAUCAAUGAAGUAAAUUAUUAUAUGAAUAUUAGAUAUUUAACAAUUAAUGAUAAACCAUGGUAAUUGCUCUUAAUAAAUAGUCAAUUUAAUAUUCAUUUAAAACACAAGCUUAAAAAGUUUUAUUUGGCUAAUGGUUAGAUCUUUACUUGUGAUUAAACUCAUUAAUUAAGAUUAUAAUUCAUAACCUAAGCUUUAAAAUUAAAAUAAAUGAAAAUGGAUUAUGUUGAGAUGAAAACUAAAGUUGGAUUAGAAAUGGAUAUUAAUUAAUUAUAUGAAGAAACUAUUAAGUUAGAUGUAUAAAGAAGUCUGCAUCUUCACAAAGAUAAAAUUAAUUCUUCUGUGCUAUAAAGUUUAUUGAGAAUAUAUGCAUUCUAUAAUCAAGAAGUUGGAUAUUGUUAAGGCAUGAAUUAUAUUGCAGGAUAUUUAUAUUUAAUUUUUUAGGAUUAAGAAACUGCAUAUAAAGCUUUUGAUAGAAUGAUGAAUCUCUAUUUUAAAGAUCUUUAUUUAAAUGAUUUCUCAAAUCUUGUAAAUAUUUCUUUAUUUAUAAUAGAAAAUUGGUUUUUAUUAAUUCGAUAGAUUACUUCAAAUAUUUUUGCCUGAAUUGUCUCAACACCUUAAAGAUCAAAAAAUAGAUUCAUGCUAUUAUGUUGCUUCUUGGUUUAUAACAUUAUAUUCUAAUGUUUUUUAGUAUUGUUAAAAAUCUGCAUUAUUAAAUAUUAUCUGGGAUAUAUUUUUGGCAGAGGAAUGGAAAGGUAUUUAUCUUUGUCUAUUUAAAUAGGAUUUUUCAAGGCUACUUUCUAUAUCCUUUAACUUUUACAACAAUAAAUAUUAAAUUAAGAAUUUGAUGAAAUUCUACAUUUUCUUGGAUUGCUUAUAAGAAGUGAAAUUUUUAGUAUAGACAAUGAAAAAGAAUUGAUUAAAUAUAUUUAAAAUUAUGAUAAAACUAUCAAAGAAAAUGAAUCAAUAAAGACAACUAUUUUAAAUAAGUACAGAAUUACUAAUAGAAUGUUAAGAAGUUUAGAUUAAGAAUAUCGCAGCUUUCAAAUGAAGUUGAAUAAAAAAUUAAGUUUAUGUUUGAAUAAAUGA